This is a messenger RNA of Oreochromis aureus, 2187 nucleotides long. RefSeq lists its product as uncharacterized. The record is from RefSeq and is a predicted model, not a curated record. Gene Ontology annotation, molecular function: ubiquitin-protein transferase activity. Bases 61 to 2187 code for a protein of 708 amino acids. The transcript is spliced from 15 exons. NCBI's taxonomy places the organism in Eukaryota, Metazoa, Chordata, Actinopteri, Cichliformes, Cichlidae.
GGCUGUCGGGGGGGAUGCUUUACGGACCUUCAGGUCCUGGAAGGGUAACACAGUUUGAAGAUGGAGGACAGCGGUGGCGCUUCUGCAGCGCAGGAGCCAAAGACUGCAAUAGAGAAGGCUAUACUGAAUCUUGUGGGAAUUCUGUCAACUUCCCAGUCUGAUAUUAGGAGUGGAACUGCAACCACAUCUGUUACAGCGACAGUGCCUCAGCAAACCCCAAGAGUGAGCACCCAAAUAGAAAUGCAAAGGUCAUUUCCAGCAAUGUUUCAAAGAAGGCAAUCCAAAGGAAAGAGGCCUUUCCCAGCUCCUAGUAAUGUCAUACAUGCAGUUCGCAACAUUCAGUUGCAAUUCUGUCUUUUGCCUGAUUCCACGACAAAAACCCCAAAGAAUGAAAUACGGCUUCUUCAAGCUGGACUUGGAAGGCGAACUCUCAGCAUAGCUGACAAUGCUGAUCAUGAAGAAAUUACUAUAGCUCUGCAUGAAGAGUAUCCGAAGAUGAAGGCCCUAACUGGUGGAUGGCUCUUGUAUAAAGCAGGAGGUGGUAGCGGACAGAGAAAUCUCUCUUUAGUAUCUCAGGGAACACAAGGCUACACAGCCAAGACGCUCAAGAUGGCCACCAACAAUGGAAAAAAUACACUUUAUAUUGUCCCUCUCCAAGAAAAAAUUGAUACUACACCUCUUCCACAUGAUGCUGCAGAAUUCAGCAAAAUGCCGAAGUCUCAGUGCAAGACCUGUGGUGUGACUAUGCCUCUUCAGCUACUUGUUUGUCACGUAGAAAACUGUGUACAAGAAGCUGCGUGUGAAAGCAUGACUGACCAGGCACAUCAGAAUGAAGUCCAAUUGGAGCCUUCUUGUCCUGUUUGUGGAAAUCGUUAUCCUCCAGAUGACUUGGUCUUGCAUGCCAGUACAUGUGGUGAUCGUGAAGUGGAUGACCUGCAUCACACAGCACAUGAAUUCAGAGACACACUUCUCAAUUUUGCUGCUGAGAUGAACACUGACAUCCCAGCCAACAAUAAGGAAGAACAGUGGAAAAAGGCCAGUGAUCCCCAAGAUGCUGCAGUUUUGUUUAAGAGGCAUCUCUUAAAGGAAAAGGAGGAGAACCCCACAAUCACAGCUAUUAUUGACAUUCGACAAGAUCAAACAUCCCAGAGCCGAGAGAUCAUUGCUUUCUACAAAAGACCACAGAUUGAUUGGGCAGGACCUUUUCGUUGUUCUUUACAAGGUGACACAGCUGUUGGCACUGGGGUCCAGAGACAUUUUUUCAGCAUGGCAAUGCUAAAGUUGCAACAUGGCUUUAACAUCCAUAGCGGUGCAGCCAACAUGACCCUUCUCUUUGAGGGACAAGAGAACCAUCUAGUGCCUUCUACUUCUCAGAUUUUGGCAGACAGUGACUUAUUUGUGGUAGCAGGCAGAAUGAUUGGGCAUUCAUUUUUGAACGAUGGGCCACGAUUGCAUGGCCUCAGCAAGGCUAUUAUUCACAUGUUGGUCCAUGCUGAUAGAGACACUGUCACUGUCCAGCUCGAUGAUGUGCCAGAUCUAGAUAUUCGUUCUACAAUUUGCAUGCUUGAUGGUAAUAAACACCUCACUGAGCAGCAGAAGGAUGACAUUAACAAUUUGGCCAUUUCCUGGGACUUGCCACCCGUCAGUGCAGAAAACCGCAGAUGGCUGUUCCAACAGCUUCUCCAUCAUGCAGUGAUAGGCCGAACUAAAAGGAAGACAAAACACAUCAGAAAAGGUCUGAAGGACACCGGAUUGUUGACUAUGCUUCAACAAAGACCUGACACAGCCUCAGUGGUCUUUCCCCAGCAUGAAGACAGCAUUCUUACUGCACAGGCUGUUCUUAGCCACAUUGUUUGGCCAGGAGAUGAGGGCGAUGAUGAAGACGAUGAUGAUCCACCUUACCCACUAAGCAUCCAAAUGCAAACAGUGGGAUUUCUGAAGACCUACAUUGAAACAGCCACUCCAUUCCAGCUCAGCCAGCUGAUGAGGUUUUGGGUCGGAUGGGAAAUUCCGACUGGUACCAUGAAGGUUGAAGUGGUCAAAGCAGACUACCUCAUAUCCUCUACAUGUUUUGGAACGUUGCGUGUGCCUGGGCACUUCCACGAGUACAAUGUCUUUUCCAAACAUGUUGAUGAUUGCAUUGCAACUUGUGCCACAGGUUUCGCCUUAUUUAAAAGCAAUUUGUAG